Molecule: messenger RNA, 1928 nt
Organism: Polyodon spathula (Mississippi paddlefish)
Lineage: Eukaryota; Metazoa; Chordata; Actinopteri; Acipenseriformes; Polyodontidae
Product: CDGSH iron-sulfur domain-containing protein 1-like
Exons: 4
Coding region: 649-969 (106 amino acids)
Biological process (GO): regulation of autophagy
Cellular component (GO): mitochondrial outer membrane; intracellular membrane-bounded organelle
Molecular function (GO): 2 iron, 2 sulfur cluster binding
Source: RefSeq, a predicted model, not a curated record
GGAAAACUAGCUGUAAGGUACUUCCAUCUUAUCCUGGGUUUCUCGUGACAGCUUACUUAAGGUGGCCAUAAAAACACUUUUUACUUAAUUUGCCAAAUCCUUUACAGACAACAAUUUGAAAGAUAAGUCAGUAACUCAUUCAAAGGUGGAGAACUAGGAGGUUGACUUGAUCACCCUAUCCCACAAGAAUAAACCACAACAUAAUUUUUAUUUAUGUAGUUUACCUGAGAUUACCACUAAACAUAGUUGCUGCAAUCUAGGAGAGGAAAAUGUUUAACCUGUAUAUGGGUAUUGGGCCUGUCCACUUUUUGCACUAUCAAAGUUUUCUCAUUGGCUACUCCACUAUUACUCAGAAUAUUGAUGGUGAUAUUGUUAUUCAAAAUUAAUCAGCCCUUUGCUAUUAAUCCAAAAAACAAAACCCAGGCCUAUAUUAAGCAAACUGCUUUAUGUUGCCAAAAUGGAGUUAUCCUCACAUGAUUAGAUUAAGAGGCUUUACCAUUGUGGCUUCCACUUUAACAACACUCCCAUUCUGACGACGAAACCUAAACGUCACCGCCCUUGUUGUUUCUGUUUGGAGACACGUGAUCCUGCGGUUGCAGAAGCGACUGACCUUUUCUGUGUAAAGUUGUCAGUACCAUAAACCAAGACAUGAACGCGAGUUCUGUGUCAAAAGCUGAGCUGAUAGCAGCGAUCUCCUUGACAGCAGGAGCAGCUGCUAUUGGGUACCUGGCCUAUAAAACAUUUAUGUCCAAAGAUAAGUGCUGUAAGACCCGGGUCAAUUUAGAAAUUCAGAAGGACAACCCGAAGGUAGUUCAUGCCUUUGACAUCGAAGACCUGGGAGACAAGGCAGUAUACUGCCGCUGCUGGAGGUCUAAAAAGUUCCCAUUAUGUGAUGGAUCCCACACAAAGCACAAUGAAGACACUGGCGAUAAUGUGGGGCCUCUCAUCAUAAAGAAAAAAGAAGCUUGAAGGAUCAUUCCCCAGACCUGACCCACCUAGAUGGCUGGAAUAAUUUGAAGAAUCAGGCAAAUCAACUCCAAACAAAAUCUUUCUGAUGUUCCGUGAAGUGCAGUCCUAUUGACAAGCCAGAAGAGGACAAUGUUGACAUAUAUUUAUGUGCCUAGAAGCCUGAAGCCCACAUUACAGACAAAUAGUAACAAAUGUACAAACAGAAUAUUUGGAAUUUUCAUUGACUUAUAACUGAAAUGAUACAAAAAGAUAUUUCAUAGAUUACAAAUCUGGUUUGGCAAAAACUCCUUAAACAUAGUUUGGAUGUAAAAUUGACAGAAAAUGACCCAACCCCAGUUGUACUGUAUUUAUUCAUCUGUUACUUGUUGGAAGGGUUUUCAACCUAACAACAGUCCUGUUGACCAGACAGAUCAGGGCACUGGUGGUUCCUAUUGGUUUGUCCUGAAGCCUCUGCCGUCCCACAGCUUUGUAAGACCUAUGACAGAGAAAGAAUGAAUCUUGGUUAUAAAUCUCCCUCCUGACCUGUGAGGGCGCUGUGUAAAGGGAACAGAGUUUCGGAAGGGUCUAGGGAUGGUAAAGGACAAGACAAAGCUUUCAAAUAAUUUUUCAGUAAAGUGAUUAGGCCUACUCUAGGAAUCGCGUCAAAAUAAUUGCAAAUUCUUGAGUUGUAAUAGGUAGUUUGAAACUCCAUAAGAAUUGUGUAUAGUUAAGAAGAUUGCCAUUACAGUUAAAUAUAAAAACAUUUCUACUUUCUGAAUAUACCCUUAUAUAAAAAAUAGACAACUGCUUCACAAACAUUUUAUAAAAUUUGGUGGUAAUACCAUCAUUAUCUGGUGAUUUUUUAUUUUAUUUUUUUAAAUUUAGUAGUUGCCAAUUGAUUUUACCCCAUUUUUCUCCCAAGUUGAUAUAUCCAAUUGUACUUUAAGCUCAGCUCACCUCUUCCACCCCUGCGCUGACUA